Molecule: messenger RNA, 1649 nt
Organism: Lontra canadensis (Northern American river otter)
Lineage: Eukaryota; Metazoa; Chordata; Mammalia; Carnivora; Mustelidae
Gene: SLC45A2
Product: solute carrier family 45 member 2
Exons: 7
Coding region: 29-1621 (530 amino acids)
Biological process (GO): transmembrane transport
Cellular component (GO): membrane
Molecular function (GO): sucrose:proton symporter activity
Source: RefSeq, a predicted model, not a curated record
UUGCAGGCAGGUUCCUCACCCUGUGGCCAUGGGUGGCAACAUGGGACAGCUUGGCAUUCAGACCUGUGAGUCCCUGGCCAAGGAUAAACCCUUUGACCCCGUGGAGCCACCCAAGAGACCCACAAGCAACCUCAUCAUGCAUAGCAUGGCCAUGCUGGGCCGGGAGUUCUGCUACGCGGUGGAGGCAGCCUAUGUGACCCCAGUCCUGCUCAGCGUGGGGCUGCCCAAGAGUUUGUACAGUAUGGUGUGGCUGCUCAGCCCCGUCCUAGGCUUCCUGCUGCAGCCCGUGGUGGGAUUAGCCAGCGACCACUGCCAGGCCAGCUGGGGCCGUCGGAGACCUUACAUCCUCACCCUGGGCAUCAUGAUGCUCUUGGGCAUGGCUCUGUACCUCAACGGGGACGCCGUGAUGACAGCUUUGAUUGCUGAUCCAAGAAGGAAGCGGAUUUGGGCCAUAACCAUCACCAUGAUAGGUGUAGUUGUCUUUGAUUUUGCUGCUGACUUCAUUGAUGGGCCCAUUAAAGCCUACUUAUUUGAUGUCUGCUCCCAGGAGGAUAAGGAGAGGGGCCUCCACUACCAUGCCCUCUUCACAGGUUUUGGAGGUGCCCUGGGUUACCUUUUGGGUGGCAUCGACUGGGCUCAUCUGGAGACAGGAAGAGCACUGGGCACAGAAUUCCAGGUCAUGUUCUUCUUCUCCGCUUUGGUGCUCACUCUGUGUUUUAUUAUUCAUCUCUGCAGUAUCCCUGAAGCCCCACUUAGAGAUGUUACAAGGGACAUAUCCCCACAGCAAGCCCCCCAGGACUUUGCAUUGUCAUCAGACAAAAAGUACCAGUAUGGGUCUAUUGAGAAAGUCAAAAAUGGUUCUGUAAACCCAGAACUGGCAUUGCAGGGAGACAAAACCAAAAAUUCUGCUGGACAGUCUAGGAAAGCGAUGACCAUGAAGUCACUGCUGAGGGCGCUGGUGAACAUGCCUCCCCAGUACCACUGCCUUUGCAUCAGCCACUUCAUUGGAUGGACCGCCUUCCUAUCUAACAUGCUCUUCUUCACAGAUUUCAUGGGCCAGAUUGUGUACCACGGGGAUCCCUACAGUGCACACAACUCCACAGAGUUUCUCAUCUAUGAAAGAGGGGUCGAGGUUGGAUGUUGGGGCUUGUGCAUCAAUGCCGUGUUUUCCUCACUUUAUUCUUACCUUCAGAGACCUUUGGGAUCCUACGUAGGGUUAAAGGGUCUUUACUUCCUGGGGUAUUUUCUAUUUGGCCUGGGGACAGGAUUGAUUGGACUUUUCCCGAACGUCUACUCCACCCUGACUAUGUGUACCUUGUUUGGUGUGAUGUCCAGCACUCUGUACACUGUGCCCUUCAGCCUCAUUGCCAAGUACCACCGUGAGGAGCAGGACGAGAAGAGAGAGCAGGCCCCAGGAUGGAGCUUGGACAGUGAUGGGAGAGGGCAGGGCCUGGAUUGCGCUGUCCUCACCUGCAUGGUACAGCUGGCUCAGAUCCUGGUCGGAGGUGGCCUGGGUUUCCUGGUCAACAAGGCUGGGAGCGUCAUCGUGGUGAUCACAGCCUCUGCAGUGUCGCUGAUCGGCUGCUGUUUUGUGGCUCUCUUUGUUAAAUACGUGGACUAGGUCAAUAAACAUUGUCCCUACCCUCAGA